AUGGAUGCCAAAAACUGUUUCAGCUCAGGCAGUACUGGAAGUAUACAAUUGGGACGGUACUAUGAAAAGGUGGAGUCCAUGUCGUCCACAACAAGCAGCAGAUCAUCAUCAAACAAGCAGCCAAUAUUGUGGAGACUGAUUUGGAAAAAGUUGAAGAAAGAGAAGAGGAAGGUGAUUAUGUCUCCAAGGCAGCAUGUACAGGUCUCUUAUGAUGCAUAUUCUUAUUCUCAGAAUUUUGAUGAAGGAUCCACGUGGGAUGAGCCCGAUAACCUCUCCCGAUCUUUCUCUGUUCGCUUCUCCGAUCCCUCCAGGAUCUCUGCUAUUGUUAAUCAACAAUUAGUACUGUAA
This is a messenger RNA of Cornus florida, 348 nucleotides long. RefSeq lists its product as uncharacterized. The record is from RefSeq and is a predicted model, not a curated record. NCBI's taxonomy places the organism in Eukaryota, Viridiplantae, Streptophyta, Magnoliopsida, Cornales, Cornaceae. The transcript has a single exon. Bases 1 to 348 code for a protein of 115 amino acids.